AUGUCGUCGCAAGAUAAACAAUUCCAGCCGCCCAAGGCAGCACAGUCUCAACAAUGGCCCGGCCUUGAAUCAGAGAUGCAACCACCCAGCGAAGUCAGUAGACUGCAGGGAAGCGAAGGGCUUGUUGAAUAUGUUGGCGCAGGCAAGCUCAAGAAUAAGAAGGUCCUUAUCACUGGUGGCGACUCCGGUAUUGGUCGUUCAGUCGCAGUGCUGAUGGCCAGAGAAGGUGCCGACAUCACUAUCGUUUACCUACCACAAGAACAGAAGGAUGCAGACCAGACAAAGAAGUUGGUAGAGGCCGAGAAGAGAUCAUGUCUACUUGUUCCUGGAGAUCUAAGACAGCGUGACUUCUGUCAAAAGGCUGUCGAGGAACACAUCAAGCAGUAUAAAACACUCAAUGUGCUCGUUAACAACGCCUCGAAACAAUACACCUGCAAGGAUUUCGUCGAUAUCGACCUCGACAAAGUCGAAGAGACCUUCCAUUCGAACAUUCUCCAGAUGUUCGCAAUCACGAAAUUUGCCCUGCCGCAUAUGUCCAAGGGGGAUUCGAUCAUCAACAACACCUCCGUAGUCGCAUUCCGCGGUACAGCCGGUAUGGUGGAUUAUGCCGCCACCAAGGGCGCAAUUGUCGGCUUCACGAGAGCUCUAGCGCAGCAGCUCAUGCCAAAGGGUAUCCGGGUUAAUGCCGUUGCCCCCGGCGUCGUCUACACUCCCAUCCAGGUUGAUACAAAGCCUGCUGAAGGCAUGGUUGAUCUAGGGUCGGGCAAGCCCCUUGGUCGUCCCGGUCAAGCCAGUGAAAUUGCCACCAGCUUUGUGUUCUUGGCUAGCCAUGAUUCCUCUUACUAUUAUGGCCAGAUUCUGCACUGUUACCCCCUGGGCGAUUAG
Molecule: messenger RNA, 885 nt
Organism: Penicillium bovifimosum
Lineage: Eukaryota; Fungi; Ascomycota; Eurotiomycetes; Eurotiales; Aspergillaceae
Product: oxidoreductase, short-chain dehydrogenase/reductase family
Exons: 7
Coding region: 1-885 (294 amino acids)
Molecular function (GO): oxidoreductase activity
Source: RefSeq, a predicted model, not a curated record